UUCAACAUGGCUCUCAGCGGUUAAACACUCGUUACGAGACUUAAACAUCAUGCAAGUAAAAUGAUAGCAGACAGUGAAGAACCGGAUUAGAAGUAAAUUACACGAUAGUUGCCAGUACCUGGGAAUAACAGAAACAUGGCAACUAACUCCAAAGUCAGCGAUAUUCGCUGGAUAUAUCUCGUGACAUUCCUGGAUUUCUUUGCUGUUGGCUUGAUUUUACCUUCAAUGUCGAUGCACCUGAAUAAACUUGGUGCAUCAUUCUCAACAAUAGGUGCCAUCUCUUCCAUUUAUGCAGGAACUCAACUCAUCAGUGGACCAUUGAUUGGCAGCUGGAGCGACAGAAUUGGGCGAAAAAAUAUCUUCAUCAUCUCUUGCCUAAUAAUUGGAGUGUGUUACGCUCUUUUUGGAAUUGUCGAAUCCAUAUUUCUCAUGCUAGUUCUCAGAGUGACAAUAGGAAUCUUCAAGCACUCACAGGUGAUGAUCCAGGCCUUGAUAACUGACCUCUACCCCAAAGAUGACCAAUCAGUUAUCUUUGGAAAUUUGAAAUCAAUAACGGGAUUGAGUUUUGCAUUGGGACCACUGAUAGCAGGUCACAUGACGGAAGUUGAUGGAGGAUUUUCUCUUACUUGUGUCGUUAGUGGAAUAUUAUUCAUCAUUAAUGCUGUGAUAGCCCAUUAUUGUUUCGGUGACAAGUUGAGCCGACCAGAGCCUAAAUCUCCGAAUGACAUGAAAAAGAAUGAGAAGCUAAAGAAAUUUGAAAUGAAAAAAUUGAAAGAAGUGAUCUCAGAUCUACGAGAAAUCGAUUGGAGGGUAUUUGGUGAUGCCUUCGCCCUGAAAUUCAUGGCAGAAGUAGCAGCAAUUGCCUUCUACGCGAAUUACAACGUUAGGAUAAAAAGGAGGUUCGAUAUGUCGCCAAAGCUAGCUGGAUACACGAUAGCCUACCAAAGUUUUAUAGGAAUAACUACAGGCCUUCUGAUGGGCCGAAUAAAUAGGAAAUUCUACACGGAUGACAUAUCGUAUAGGAAGAGAAACCUCCACGCGUUUACGAUGAUGGCAGUGGGCUUCAGCUGCGCUUACUUCUCAUCGUACUUUCCUCUCUUUAUGUUAUCAACGACGAUUUUCAAAAUCGCCGAUAUGAUCCUGCGGGUAACACUGACAGAAAUGAUAGUGGAAAAGGCUUCUUCCACUAACCAAGGAUCGGUCGCAGGGUCUACAGAGAGUAUUGGAAGUCUAGCUCGAAUGAUAGCUCCUCUAUCCACUGGAAUCGUUGAAGACAUUUGUGGAGUCAAUAGUGCUAAUUUAUUAUCUGCCGCCGUCAGUUUAUGGGGGGUUCGUAUAUCUUCAAAGAUAUCGGCGAGACAAUCUAAAAAAGAUUGACAAUAGAUGAAAUUUUCCUAUCAAUAAGUAAAGAUAUUUUUAUAUUUAUGUAUAUUAUUCUAUUGAUUAUCGAUGAAGAAACAAAGGUUUUAUUCUCA
Diachasma alloeum is the source of this 1475-nucleotide messenger RNA. Its product is annotated as major facilitator superfamily domain-containing protein 9. NCBI's taxonomy places the organism in Eukaryota, Metazoa, Arthropoda, Insecta, Hymenoptera, Braconidae. Gene Ontology annotation, molecular function: transmembrane transporter activity. The transcript is spliced from 5 exons. Gene Ontology annotation, biological process: transmembrane transport. The coding region runs from base 136 to 1377 and encodes 413 amino acids. The record is from RefSeq and is a predicted model, not a curated record.